Messenger RNA from Sphaeroforma arctica JP610, 165 nucleotides. RefSeq lists its product as hypothetical. The record is from RefSeq and is a predicted model, not a curated record. The transcript has a single exon. The annotation marks the transcript as partial. NCBI's taxonomy places the organism in Eukaryota, Ichthyosporea, Ichthyophonida.
AUGCCUGAAGCCCUGACAUACAAUCAACAUCCGCAACACGAUACGGUGACACCCGAUGCCAGUAUGCCCGAAGCCCUGACACUCAAUCAACAUCCACAACACGAUUCGGUGAUACCCGAUAGCAGCAUGCCUGAAGCCCUGACGUUCAACCAACACGCUCAAGCC